AGAUGGCGGCGGCGGCGGGCGCUGGCGUGUCCCAGGGCGGUGAGGGAGUUGCGGGGCCUCGGAAACGACGGCGGGGGGGGGAAACAACAACGGCCCCGGCCCCGCGGGGUUACAUAAGUGCCCGAAACUCCCCCACUCGUGACCGGGGCCGGGCGGGACGGGGCGGAGGGCGCUUCCUUCCCCGCGGGCCGUGCCGCCGCCGGAGCCUUCCCCCGUCGCGGGGAAGCGCCUCGUUUUGCGGCUUUAACACCCCCCGCCCCGUCGUCGUCGUUCUGGGAGCGAGUCGCCUGAGAAGUCUGGAUGCUGUAGUAAAAAAAAACAUACAUAAAAAAGCAGCGGAACCGCGGGUGGUGCGGCUACGAGCAUAAGGAUAGUUGUGAAAGAUGGUGGAUCGCUUGGCAAACAGUGAGGCAAAUACUAGAAGAAUAAGUAUAGUGGAAAACUGCUUUGGAGCAGCUGGUCAACCCCUAACUAUUCCUGGUCGUGUUCUGAUCGGAGAGGGAGUGCUAACAAAGCUGUGUAGGAAGAAGCCCAAAGCAAGGCAGUUCUUCCUGUUCAAUGACAUUCUUGUUUACGGUAACAUUGUCAUCCAGAAGAAGAAAUACAAUAAACAGCACAUAAUCCCACUGGAAAACGUCACUAUUGAUUCCAUCCAGGAUGAGGGAGACUUACGGAAUGGGUGGCUUAUCAAGACACCAACCAAGUCUUUCGCGGUUUACGCUGCCACCGCUACAGAGAAGUCUGAGUGGAUGAACCACAUAAAUAAGUGUGUUUCCGAUUUGCUUUCCAAAAGCGGGAAGACUCCUAGCAAUGAACAUGCAGCUGUCUGGGUACCAGACUCAGAAGCCACUGUGUGCAUGCGCUGUCAGAAAGCAAAAUUUACACCCGUCAACCGUCGUCACCACUGUCGCAAGUGCGGCUUUGUUGUCUGCGGGCCUUGCUCUGAAAAGAGGUUUCUUCUCCCAAGCCAGUCUUCCAAGCCUGUGCGAAUUUGCGACUUCUGCUAUGAUCUUCUUUCUACCGGGGAGAUGACUGCUUGUCAGUCCACUAGAUCAGACUCCUACAGCCAGUCACCUAAAUCAUCUUUAAAUGAUGUAUCUGAUGAUGAUGAUGACGAAGACAGUAGUGAUUAAGGACCAGACAUUUUUUCCAUGUGUUGCAAUUUGUGUUUCAAACCAUAUGGAGCUGCUUUUGGGGAAGUCUGUAGUGAGGUUCCUCAGAAAAACCCUGUUCUAGCCAUAAAAUAUGCCUGAAUAACUUCAAUUGCGAUGUGCCUCAAUCUAUGAAUUCUGUAGACAAUAUUUUUUUCACUCCUCUGCAGGGACAGACUGUUGCAAAUGUUAUCAGAAUAUUUUCCAACUUCUUAUACUUGAGUUGUGUCUAGUUUAGACUUUUGUGGAAGAUUGGAGAAUAAAAUGUACUUUCUUAAUUUAACAACCCAUAUUUCCUAAUGCUUCAUAUUGAUAUGUUAUAUGGGUUUUUUUACAUAUGGGGAGGAAAACUGUAAGCAUGCAUGGAAUGGUGAUGUUUUGGUUAAUCCCUCAGACCAUCUUAUUUUUCUAACCAUUGUAGAUAAUAAGUUGAAAUGUGACAUAACUUACAAACUUAAAUGUCACAAAACUUGGAAAUUGUCUUGUUUUGCUCUUAUUUAUGACUUCCUAUGCCAAGCAGUGCCUUGUACCAAUUGUGCUGAUUCAGGAAGAAGCAAACUUAUGUCCUCUGUAUUUGUCUGAUGCUGGUAUCUGAGAGAUUGUUGGUGCUAUUGAAAAUAACGGCUGUGUUCAAAGUGGAGCUUUGACAAGGUCAUAACUGUACCCUGUGGUGGGUGAUAGAGACCCGAAUCUCACGUCCUCACCUGUGCAGGCAGACCCGAAGACUCCACAGAUUCCCACAGGCUUCAGUGGGGUUCUUCUUGCAGGAGUUGCAUUGCGGGUCGGGAUCUUGAGAUGAGAAGCUUAGGGUGACUCUUCAUGGGGACUUCCGUGUUUUCUUUUCAGAACAGUUUGUAAGUUUCAAAUUUGGCAAAUGUGUAUUGAAAUUUUAGUUGGGUGAUAUAGCAUUUGAAUGUGAUGGCCUCUAUAUUUUUUUUUAAAUAAUUCCCCCAAGCGAUGCUAAAUUGUUUCUUAAAACAUUGGUGAGAGGGUUGGUUUGUUUGGGUUUUUUGUUGGGUUUUUUUUUCUCCAGGAGUUUUAUUGGCUUGUUUAAAAAUAACCUCCUAUUCUGAACAAAAAGCCUGCAAGUAUCCUUAUAAAAUUGGCUUUCCUUUUUACACAGCUGACCUCAGGUUAAAUGUGACAUGCAAGUUAUUUCAUUCUAGAUGUAUACCCAGGACCAAGAAAGAUGUAUUUAAGAACUGUAAUGAAAUCGUCAGUGCAGAAAAUGUCUCUAUCAUAGUAUUCAUUUUUACUUUUAAUAAGUUCUUGAAUACAGAAAUGUCAUAUUCCUAUAUAAAUGUAAAAGUUAGACUUGCAAAGACGUGUUAAACCCCCAAAUGCUAUGUUUCUAUAUUUUUAUAUUGGUAGUGUCAAUUUUGAAGCAGAAAAACCUCUUUGAAAUAGUUGUAUGAGUAUAGUAGCAACUGACUUUAUACAAAAAAAAUGUUAACCUUUUGUAUCUCUCUAAGUGACAAUUUCUGCACUGUUUGCCUUGGUUGGCAAUAAUUGGGUUAAAUAUUUAUUGAAUAAACAAUCAAUGCUGCAUAUUGCACUAGUCUCCCAUUCUGUACGCUGUAAAUGUCAGUCAGAAUCUCUUUUUAAGAAAAACUAGCAGAGCACUUCAAAGCUGUAGCCCUCCAUGAGGUUUCUGGUGGCUAAAGACGCACUUAGCAUCGUUAGGGGAGGCUCUCUGCAUUAAUAGUCUGCAAUAUAUUGCUUUGGGUGAAAAUUGCAUUAAUGUUUUUAGCUUGAGCAAUAUCUAAAAAUAAGUUGGGUGGUUUGUUUUUUUUUUUUUUUAAAGCACUGAAGAGUAUUUAAUCUACAUUGAAAUAAGCAUUAAAAGGGGAAAAUGCUUUCUGAUGGAGACUAGGGACUAGGAAGAUUCUGUAGAAUUGCCCGGUAAGCAAUAAACAAUUGUACAUACUCAAAGACUGUCUGAAAUAAGUAGCUACAUGUACUUACUCCGUAAAAGAUGAGGGAAUGGUGACCUGCAGCAAGGGAAAACCAUCUGUUUCUGAGAAGGCACUUUCAGUUGAUAGUGCUUACUUUUUGUACCUCUCUUACUCAAUAUUUAUAUUUCAGGAAUGGAGGCUUGUCAGCUUCAGUUUUUCUACAGAAUCAAAGUACAAACCUCCCUUGUACAUACCUUCUGAUGACUAACAAUGGUUUUCUUCCUGAUGCAAUUGUUCCCUCUUAAGCUGUCAAAUAUUAACUUGUCUUGUUAAAGAGUCCGUCUCUUUGUGUACUUUCCCUGUGUUUCUAUAUGUUGUGCUUACUUUUCAGCACUUUUUAGGGGGUGGGAAGAGGGGUGCCGACAGUUAGAUCACAUCCUAUAUUUUGCAGAAUGUUCUUGUACUUACUUCAAAUAUCUUUUUAUCUGUGAAUGCAAAUUGCACUAUGCUGCACUGAUCCCUGAAGCUGUAACCAAACCAAUGCGUGCGUGUGGGAUUUAUCGUCUGCAAUUGAUGUAUGUGGUCCAAGCUUUUUAAGAAAGCAUUAAAAAAAAGUAUUUUAUGGUAAUACUCCUAUCCCUCCGUGGUAUCUGUUUAGAACUUUACAAAACGGAUUUAACAUCAACUUCUGUUGUACUUAAAAAUUACUGAAAGGGCUUGUUUCGUACUUUGUAAUCUCGUUCUGUCAAGUUAUUUUAUUUACAAAUAUACGGUGUAGCUUCAACUCUGUGUUUAAUUUUCUUUAACUGUGGGCCUUCAAGAGUGACAGAAGAUAGGAUGGCUGUCUUUUGUCUUGGCAAGUAUUGUAGCAGCAAGUGUAGUUACUGUCAGGAGGGAUUAAUAAACUGUGAGUGUAAACACACAAGAGAUUUAAGACUAAAUUGGAUAUAAAUGUAGUUAUGGAUUUAGAAGCCACUUAUGUGUUUGAGUAACUGUUUAAGGCAAGGAUGACCAAGUGUGUUGCAGAGUUUGGCUCUUGUUGCACCGGUGGCAAUUGAGCCAGCGUCAGAGGCUGGAGGACCCCCACCAUGCGCGGUGGGGUGCCAGGCAGCCCCCCCAGUGCUGCAGGUCUCAGCCCCGUUGAACCACCCCUGGGGAUGAGACUUCUCAUGGUAUCAAACUGGAGAGUAACUUAAUGCUUCUCCCAGAACUGCUACGCUCUUAAGAUCUUAGUGAUUAAAUACGGUCAGUCUCUGUGUAUUUUAGGUACUUUUUUUGUUUGUGGUAGACUUAACCCACUCAUUUAUUUUUAUAAGCUUUCCAAAUCCAAUGGAACAAAAGCAGCAGCAUCUCUCUCACAAGGGUCUGCAGUCAGCUUCUGC
This is a messenger RNA of Chroicocephalus ridibundus (black-headed gull), 4428 nucleotides long. RefSeq names its product pleckstrin homology and FYVE domain containing 2 (gene PLEKHF2). The transcript is spliced from 2 exons. The coding region runs from base 384 to 1133 and encodes 249 amino acids. Gene Ontology annotation, molecular function: phosphatidylinositol binding; metal ion binding. Gene Ontology annotation, biological process: endosome to lysosome transport; endosome organization. NCBI's taxonomy places the organism in Eukaryota, Metazoa, Chordata, Aves, Charadriiformes, Laridae. Gene Ontology annotation, cellular component: early endosome. The record is from RefSeq and is a predicted model, not a curated record.